AAAACCUCCAAUCACUCAAUCAACCGGUUUGUUACCGAAUAAAAAACACCCGUUCGCAGUGCGGGAGAGAAUCGAAAUGCACGGCCAACUAAAACCUCUCCCUUAUAGAGCUCUCCCGUCGAACAGUCAAGGAGUUAAUUUAGCGAAAAGGCGCGCAUCAAAGGAAUCCCUGAGCCGUAACGCGCCCGCUACGAUGAUGAUGACGACGAUGAUGAUCCUGAUCCGAUCUCAGCGGGCCGUGCACGUAUAUGGAAUAUAUACAGGGUGGGCGUCUUUCCAUACGAGCUCCAUAGAAGAGACUAAAAUAAGUCGAUUCGAUAAAAAGUGCAGUAAAUUAGUCCUGCAACGGUCCUUCUUCCGUGCGAAAGUGCAAGUGCAGCCGAGCUCCAUCCCCUUCAUCGCUAAUUCUACUCCACGUCGAGCGGGGAUCUCUCUCGGCGUUUGUAUCGCACGGAGAGAACUACAAUGGCAUAAGGAGAAAGUUAACACUACAAGAAUUGAAAGCUGUAAGCCCUGCUGGGAGCUGAGGGAUCUGACUCUUCGUACUUCGACUUCGAAGUAACAAGGUGGAAUUUGUUUUGCGUUUUAAUUUUACCCCAUAAUACUCUCUAUUGUAUGUAUAUUCUCUAUUCUAUAUGUAUUAUACAGGGUGGUCAGUAUGUAAUGACCCAACAUGAAGGGGAAGAUUCACGGCCUCAAAAUAUUACGAUCUAACCCAAGUUGUUUUAAUAAAAUAUUAAAAACAUAAAAGAUACAGAGUGGUAAAGUUGAAAUGGAAAAAAUGAUUUUUCGCAACAGUUUGAAAGGUUUUGGAUGUAAGAACGUGAAAAUUUGGAGGUAGGUGUUUUAAGAUAUAGGAAAUCAUAUGAUAUCCGUUUUGAGAUAUUUUUUACAAAGCUAACAUUCUUUUUAUUGAAAAAUACUAAAAUAAUAUCAUUUUUGUAUGGAGUUGGUUCUUAAAAUGCGAUUAUCUCGAAAACUAGUGACUUUUGAGGCUAACAACAGAUAUACUUUUUUCACAAAAAUGAUACUGUUUCAAUAUUUUUCAAUAAAAAAACGUUAGCUUAAGGGAUAAAAAAGUUACACGUAUAUUUACAUCAACAACAAAGCUCAAGGGGUGCCCUGUAGAAAAUAUCUCAAAACGAAUAUCAUAUUAUGAUUUCUCAUGCAUUAAAACACCUGCCUUUAAAUUUUCACUUUCGUACGUCCAAAAUCUUUCAAACAGUUACGAAAAAACAUUUUUUUAUUUUAACUUUUCCACUCUGUAUCUUUUUUAUUUUCAAUAUUAAAUUUCAAUAUUUCAAUACUAAAGGAAGUUGGCUCAUAACGUAAUAUUUUGAGGUCGAGAAUCUUCCAUUUUAAUUUGGGCCAUUACUUACGCACCACCCUGUAUACGUAUUCCAUUUAUAUUUUUCUUAUUAUUGUCAAAUGUUUAUAAUUUUGUCAAAUGAUGUUCAAAUGUUGUAUUGUAAUUCAUUUAUUUUGGUUAUAUGUAUUGCAUUCAAUUUUAUAUAUCUUUAAAUAAAUACAUUUCUAAUUAACAAAAGUUGUUCUUAUUUUACAAUUUGCAAUAUGCAAUUAAAUUAUAAAAAUAAAUUUUGAAUAUACCACCAAUUUUUAAUUUUGACGUUGGACCGAAUAGCCGCAGUUGCCGAGACCAUAAAUCGAAGAAUACGAAAUUGACAAGUAGUAUAUGUUAGUUCGAUAAGCAAUGUCAUAGAUGGCGCCAUAACGUUUUGCAAACACAUCGCGCACGAUCACGUAUGCUUAGGUUACUUAAGAAAGUAUAGCAA
Phyllotreta striolata is the source of this 1793-nucleotide messenger RNA. Lineage: Eukaryota; Metazoa; Arthropoda; Insecta; Coleoptera; Chrysomelidae. The record is from the annotation of a GenBank genome assembly.